UUACCGCCUUACAUCAGGAAGCACAUUGCUGCCCUGUUGUCUAAAGUUUUGUUGAAGUUUACCUAAAGAUGUAAUAUUACGUUUUUUGAGGCUCUGAAACUAGCUGACGUUGUCUAAUAACGCGUGUUUACGAUGUUAGACACGUUAAUGAAUCUGCAGUCGACACUCCGUAUUUUCAAUUCAAACUAGCAUCUUAGUUGGCGCCGCUGCAGCUGAGUUUGGUUGCUGUCUGUGUUGCUAGGUUGGAUCUUGAAGUGUUUGUUCACUGUGAUAAACACUGACAGGAUGACUUCAUACCCGGUGGAGACUUCUUUGGGAUCUCUGCAGAAUCCAGAUCUGAGCUCUGUCCUGUCGUCAUGUGAGCCAGAGCUUCAGGAGCUGAUGAGACAGAUUGACAUUAUGGUCAAUCAUCAGAAGAAGGAGUGGGAGGCUGAGAUUCAGGCCAUGGAGCUCAGGCUGAAGAGUGGAGAAGAGGAGCUGUCAACCUGCAGGAAUCUGAUUGAACGAAGGGACCUGGAGAUCGACUUGCUCCGUAAGCAGCUGGAUGAAGUCCAGGAUGGUCGACAGGAGUUAGUGAAUAAAUACGAGCAGAACCUGCAAAAAGUCCGGGAAGAGUUGGAUAAGUUAAAGAGAAGUUAUCUCAAGCUUCAAAGGAAACAGCUAAAGGAGACCAGCGGGGGCGCGAAAACUAAAGAGAGUGAUCGAUCAGAGGUGACCCGGCUCAAUGAAAAGAUGGAGGAAUAUCACCAGCGCUCUGUGGAGUGGCAGCAGCUGAACAUCCAGCACCAGAAACAACUCAGAGCUCUGGAGGUCCAAAAUAAGAGUCUGACUGAUGAGCUCAGCACCUUGAAGUCCCAGAGUUCAUCAUUGGGAACAGAGAGGGAGCACAGGGAGUGCUGCCUACAGGUGCAGCACCUGCGCACUCAGCUGGAGAGAGCUCAGGACAGCCUGCACUCACAGGAGCUCGAACUGCAACUCCUUCGACCCCUCGAGAUGCAGCUGGGAGAAUACCAGAGGGAGCAGCAGGUUAGAAGAAUGGUGCAUUCAGAGGAAAGGGAGGAACUCCACGCCACGCUGGACUCUCAGGACACAUGUAUGAGAGGCGUCGGUCUGGAGCGCCUGAGAGCUCGUGAUGAAAACGCCAGUUUGAAUCAACUUCUGCAGGCUAAAGAUCAUGUCAUCCGCUCUCUGGAGGACUGUCUGGCCGCUCAGGGCUGUUCUGGAGUGGAAACCCUCCGACAGGAUCUGGAGAAGACUCUGAGCAAACUUCACUGCACCCAAACAUGUGAGGUUCACCUGAAGGCUGAGGUGGCGUGUCUCAGAGAGAGGGUAGAGAGGCUGAGCCUUCAGAGAGCUGACCAAUCGAAGAUGGAGGAACUGAGAAACACAAAAGUAGAAUAUGAUUCAACUGUUGCUGAAAUUAAAAGGCUCAGAGAAGAGCUUCAAAGAGCCAAGCAAACUCACAGUGGGGAGGUGGAGGGGAUGAGGAAGGAGGUGUCCAGGCUGACCUCCGAGCUGCACCAACAUGAGAUCACCAUCAGCACACUGAACAGCUCUUCAUCCAGCAUCAAGCAGCAGCUUCAUGAAGAGGCGGAGCAGAAGGCAGCUGAGCUCAAAAUGACUCAAGCCCAGUUGGAGACUUUACAAUCUGAGAACCAGCAUCUGAAGGGGCAGCUUCAGAGACUGGAGUCUCGAUCAGCAAAGAGGGGGGAUCCUUCGAUUGCGUCCCUGAGGGAGAGCUAUGUGUCCUCUCUGAGCAGCCUGGAACAAGAGAAUCAGCAGCUGAGGCAGAAGCUUGCUGAGAAGCACGCCCGUCAUGAGCUCUCCAAACGGAAGGAACAAGGCCACGCCAUGACUGACCAACCACAGCCUGCUCAGGACAGCAAUGCAGAUGCCAGACAUCACAAACACAGGAAGGAGAACAUGACUCGAUCCGAAGUGGAGAUCCAGAUGCUCUUCAAACAGUUGAACACUGUGUCCCCUUCCAACAGAGAGCAUGUCUGCAGCCAGGAUCAAGAUAGCAGGCCUCAUUCCUCAGCAUCCUCCUCUUCCUCCACCUCCAGCAACAUCAGACUCUGCAGGAGAAACUCAGCGUCCGCUUCAAAUGAGUCCGCUGCUGAGGGGCAAAGCUGCAGCUCUGAGGACUCUCUUACUUCAGAGUCAAAAGGAAAAGUCUCCCCCUCUUGCAUGGAGUCUAUGCCAGCGUCCCCUGCAGAAGCCAUGGUGUCUCGUUUCGUGGAGGAAGAGGACUUGCGAUGCAAUGAGCUGAUCCUGAAAUUGAACACCCACAUCCAGGGUAUGACGGAGAGAAACAUUAGGACAGUUUCCAAGUACCUGCCAGGUGACUCAGAGCCUGAGGCUGCACAGACUUCAGUACAGACGGGUUAGUGGUCCAGUAUGGGGGAAUAAAUAUGAAAAAAAGUGCUUUCAACAGCAUCGCCAAAAGGCUGCAGUCUUGUACUUAAUGGUGCAUUCACUUCUCAGAAAUUAAGAGGACUUUUUAAAGAGAUAUUUUUACACAGUCGACAUUUAUGAACACCAUGGGAGCACAGAGCACUGCGGUUACGCAAGUGUUUUAUGAGUACUGUUUUAAAAAAACACAACGGCUAUAAUUCAAAAUGUCAGUGAGUUUGAAGGCGAGGAGUGAGAGACGACAGAAUUAUGAAACCCACUCUGUCCUCACGGCGAAGGCAAGGAGGUACAAGGUCCAACAUAUUGUUUUGAUCCUGUGUCUUACUCUGUUUAUCAUGGGCUUAUUUAUCCGUAUGGGUCACGACAUGUUUUCACAGGAGAUACAUUUCUGUUGCAUCACUAAACUAAUCUGAGAGAUUAGGUGCUGACAGGCUGAGUGAUUCAACACUUUGCAUCACCUCAUGACAUCACGGAGAGACAGCAACGUAUCAUUGGUCAGUAUUUGUAAAAUCAUAGCAGGUACAACGAGCUUAGAACACAUUGAGAAAUGAUUUAUCCUCUGGAAGUGAUGGUCAAUAUUUGAGAACGUCCAUCACAGUCGGUUGGUUUUUGGAUAGAUCCACUCUCUGCCAAGAUUUACUCUUCUGUUUGCUUGUAAAAUCGACAGGUCAGUAAUUAAGAAAUAUUAUAAAUAAACUUUACAAAAGUC
Molecule: messenger RNA, 3121 nt
Organism: Labrus bergylta (ballan wrasse)
Lineage: Eukaryota; Metazoa; Chordata; Actinopteri; Labriformes; Labridae
Source: RefSeq, a predicted model, not a curated record